AAUUACUACAAGCUUCAAAAAUAGAAUGCGACAAUGGUUGCUCACAUCCCCUGCCACCAACUAUUGCUUUCUCUACUUUUCCUGUUUCUCUUUAUAUCAUCGGCCGCCGUAGCUGCCUCUAGCAUAACCAGAACCUCUGCCACCCACGAAGAUUUCAAAGUUGAAGAGUCCAUUUCGCUGGCCACCAAAAUCCUUCCGCCCAACCCUCAGGAAUUCGAUGACGGAAAUCUCAAAGUUCCAGAGCAGGGGAUGGUGCGUAAUUGGAAGCUCAAAAUCCUACACCGCGACAGAUUAACUCUUCCUCGUAUUUCCGGCUUCCGGAACCGGUUCGAAUCCCGAAUGAAAAGGGAUGAAAACAGAGUAUCCACUCUCAUUCGCAGAAUUCGCGGCGGCGGCAGUGGCGGCAGCGACGGAGGUGAAAACGCAUCCAUUGAGACCGCUGCAUAUGAGGUUGAGGGUUUUGGGACGGAAGUGGUUUCCGGUGUGGAUGAAGGGAGCGGAGAGUACUUUGUCAGGAUCGGGGUUGGGAUUCCGGCGACAUAUCAGUAUAUGGUGAUCGACUCCGGGAGUGAUAUUCUGUGGGUUCAAUGUCAACCCUGUACCCAAUGCUACCAUCAAUCUGACCCGAUUUUCGAUCCGUCUCUCUCGGCAUCGUUCGCCGGGAUGCCCUGUAACUCCUUCCUUUGCGACCAGAUAGAAAAUUCGGGGUGCAAUUCGGGUCGGUGUGAAUACAAGGUCCGGUAUGGGGACGGGUCCUACACGAAGGGGAUGAUGGCGUCCGAGACUCUCACGUUCGGGGAAACUGUGGUCCGGAAUGUGGCCAUCGGGUGCGGGCAUAGUAAUCGGGGCAUGUUCACCGGAGCUGCUGGGUUGUUGGGUCUAGCCGGGGGAUCCAUGUCGCUCGUGGGUCAGCUCCGCGGGGAAACGGGUGGAGCUUUCAGUUAUUGCUUGGUCACCCGUGGCACCGAGUCAACCGGCUCAUUAGAGUUCGGGCGUGGAGCCUUCCCAGUGGGUGCCGCAUGGGUACCAUUGAUCCGAAACACACGGGCCCCGAGUUUUUACUACAUCGGGCUUUCGGGUUUGGGCGUUGGAGGCGUUCGGGUUCCAAUACCCGAAGACGUAUUCGGGUUGACGGACCUAGGUGAUGGCGGAGUGAUCAUGGACACGGGCACAGCGGUUACGAGAUUUCCCACGGUGGCGUACAUUGCGUUGCGCGACGCAUUUGUUAACCAAACCGCCAGGCUUCCGCGGGCACCCAACGUCUCGAUAUUUGACACGUGCUACGAUCUUAAUGGGUUCGUUACCGUUCGGGUACCGACCGUUUCAUUUUUCUUUACGGGCUGUAACACAAUCCUGACCCUACCCGCUACCAACUUUCUUUUACCAGUGGAUGAAAAGGGCACUUUUUGUUUUGCAUUUGCUCCAUCUCCAAACGAAUUGUCCAUCAUUGGGAACAUCCAGCAACAAGGCAUCCAGAUUUCGUUUGACGAUCCAAGUGGUUUUGUUGGUUUUGGCCCCAAUAUUUGUUAAUUACUGCGUAAUAAAUAAAUGAAGAUUUGAACUUUA
Molecule: messenger RNA, 1566 nt
Organism: Cuscuta epithymum
Lineage: Eukaryota; Viridiplantae; Streptophyta; Magnoliopsida; Solanales; Convolvulaceae
Source: the annotation of a GenBank genome assembly